Pomacea canaliculata is the source of this 3398-nucleotide messenger RNA. RefSeq lists its product as uncharacterized. The record is from RefSeq and is a predicted model, not a curated record. NCBI's taxonomy places the organism in Eukaryota, Metazoa, Mollusca, Gastropoda, Architaenioglossa, Ampullariidae.
UUGGUUGCCAGCGAGCCUGCGAUACUGUAUUGCACAGCACUUGUGCAACCCCGCAUUUCCCUGAGAACAGCGGCAGGUGUCGUUUUCUGUGGAGGUCUGUAGGUUCUUCUUAGUUAGCCGGUCUUUCUCACAUUCAAGGUUGUAGCAGUUUCAUCAACAGCUGAGACAAGAAUACGUCCAUGAGGAGGAUAAUUUUCCUUCUUUACAUGAUGGAUUUUGUUACAUCUCAUCCCCGCCCCUUCUGGGGCUAGGGGAAGACCAGAACCAACACCCAGCCAAAGAAGAUCUCCAACAAUUUUCAGCUCAGCAACAACACAAGCAGUUUUGUCAGAAAGAGUUUAAAUUCUUCAGCUAGACGAAGCCUACCAAAAGCAUGCCAAUGAGCAGAGUCAACAUGUCAUUGAUAAUGGCAUAGAGGCCCAAUCUGGUUUUUGGAAGCUGAUUCCUCAGAAGGCAUUUUCCCAAACAUUGCAGCAAAAGGCUUCAUCUGAGAAUCAGCAAAUCCAGUUCACAUUCCAAGAUUUGUUUUGGCUGCUUCUAAGUGGAAGUGUCCUGCUAGGCUCCAAUUCAGCCAUACUUGAUGGUUUAUUGGGCUGCGGUAAAUUGACGAUACAAGAGACUAAGCGAUCUUCUGAGCGUUCUUCAAAGUGCCCUGCGGUACGUUCUUCACAGAGUCGUGUGGUUGACAACAAUCUUCCAAGUGUUCUUGGUGUUUCUGCUGCGCCAUUGUGCCAGUUUUGGGGAAGCAAUCCCAGCGAUCUUGAUUUCCUGACGACAGGAAAGCGUUCUCUGCACAGCCAUGAGUGCCAAGUGCCAGUGCCUGUUUUCGGCACCUACGGACACUAUUUUGGGAUCCCACCGGGAGCCCAUCACCAGUGAGAAAUGCUGGUAUGACUUUGCUGUUAGGGAAUUGUCCCGCCUAGCAGCAGGAAAGGCCAAGGGACAAGAAGCAGUGUGGGGAGCCCAGUGCAAGCCGGCUUGGUGGGACAGCACCUGCCGGUUUCCCUGGAAAAACCCCACUGCCAACCCAAAGGUCAAGGACACUUUGAAAGUAAAGUUUGAGUGUCUAGAGCAGCACUUGAGAAAGAAGGGGAAACUUCCCAGUGACAUCAGGGAAGAAAUAGAACUGUGGAAGGCAGGCAAAUAUAAUGAAGUCUUCCUCAUGACAUCCUUCAGCAGCAUUCUCCGACAGGUUAGCAAUGCACAUGCAAUGAUUGCUGAAGCUCGUCGCAAGAUGGAAGAGCAUAGCAUCUCUGUCAAUCCCUGUAUUUUUAAGGAUCUACAAAACUGUCUUACUGGCUGUUUGCAGCAGCUUGAUGUCACAGAAAUCUUGCAAAAUCAGAAUGCACAAGACAAUCAAAAACACAAGCCAUCACCUCUACAAGGUAAACGCACACGCAAUACAGAGACACUCGCUAAAGACCUCACUGAGUACUCUGGUCCAGUAAAACAAUUAAAACUCUCUCCUUCUCACUCUGUAUCUUCUACUUUGCCUUCUUCACUGUCUUCAACAGCUAGCUCAGUUUCUCAGCAAACAUCAGUUCCUGUGCAAACUUUAAACCCUGAAUGUAAAAAACAGAUGUUAAAUUUUUUAAUGAAGAAAAGCCUCGGAGCAAAACAGAGAGAAGCUAUGGCCAUGCAAACAGCAAACGAAGCUCCACAGAUUGUCUGCAGUGUUGGAGCACCAGAAGAGAUUUUGGGGAAUGACAGCUUACAUAAAGUAAAAAUGGAAGAAUCCUUGUACACUAAACACAUUGCUCCUGUCUGUAGUCCUCAGGCUGAACUGGUGCCUGCUCAAGCCUCAGGUUCUCUGUUAAAUGCUGCUGCAGUCUCUGCUGAUCAACCAAAAUUUCAAAUGAAUGACCACGUGGGGAUUGAUUUCUUAGAUCUUGAUUUUGAAACAGGGUCAGGUUUUGAACUAAUGGAUAGAUUUUUGGAAGGGUCUACAGAAGCUUUAAGCACUAGUGAUGCUGAAGAAUCAAAAAUGCUAGAAAGUGACACUUACACAAUAGAUUCGCAAUUAAUGGAAAGUCAGAUCUUGCCUAUGUCCAGCUCACAGCUUUCCACUGAAACCAAUGACAUUGCAGAUGAACACACAAAGCACCAGGAUUAUGUAUUGACAGCAGCCUGUCUCAUUCCCACUGCAGCAGCAUGGCAGAGCUCUUGCGGUUUUAAGCUGCCCACAACAGUCGAAGGUGAAUACUGCAAGACCCACACAAAAAUGGAGGCAGAAGUUUUGAACUUGGAUGAUGUCUUCUGUUCUUCAGAUACUGGGUACAGUUCUGAUUCCUCCAGUUCAGUUGACACAGAAUCCAUGACAAACAGUAAUUCUGAGAUUAGCAUAGAAGAUAUGGAAAAUAUUCUUUCCUGGAUGACAGAUGAAGGGAAUUCCAGUCACUGAGAUGAUUUGGAUUUAACACUGAAGCCUAUUUGUUAGCAUUCUAUUGGCAAAGGGAGCUUAAACAGCAACAAAAAAUUUAAGAUGAUCGAAAAAAUGAAGUACAUCACUUUUCAGGAGAUGCAGAUUAUAAAUAUUUUUCACAGAAAGAUCAAAUAUAGACUUUUAAAUGGUUUAAAGGCCUUUAGUAAUUGCAGGAAAAGAACAAAUAUGACAGCUUUAUCUUGACAGAUUUCACAUUGUUUGCCUGUAAUGGAUUCAACGAGCAAUUGUAAUCUUUUCUCAAGUGUAUUGAGGGUUUUUUGGUGCACAGCAUGCACUUCUGUAUAUAGUUUUACUUUUUAAAGCAUAAAUAAAACACUGUUAAGUGUCUGUUGAUUGUUUUUAAAAUAUAAAAUAGACAAGGUGAAGAUAUAUGCUGAACUGUACAGUCUCAUUUUGUUUUGGUGCAAAUUCUUGUGUGAUUGUAAAUUUACUGUGUAGUUUAAUUUUUAUGUGAUACCAACUUCUGGCUGCAGUUACACUUCCAUAGUUUUUACCUAUGGUCUGUACUGCACUCUUACAGGCAGAGGCAAAAAACACAAGUGCAAAUAAAAAUCUGUUUGCAAAAUUGUAGAUUAAAAUCACUAAAACUAUAAACAUGAUUGAUAAGAAUUUAAAUGAUAUUUAGGUGUUUGAAAUAUUGCAGUAAAUAUUGAAUUUUAUCUCUGUCAGCAGUGUACAGUAUUUUAAAUUUCAGUAAACCAGAUUUCUGCACUGUUAAUGGAUUCAGAAAAGAUAAUGGAUUACAGAAAAGUUAUUUAUACACACAAAAAAUGGUGUGUAUUUGCAUCAAGCUUUUAAUACAGAAGUGAAAGAAACAAUCCUAACAAAUAAUUAAAAUAUAAAAUAAUUUAUGAAAAUAGCCUCCAGCACUAAUGUCUGUUGUAGCAAUAGGCAUUUAUUUUUAGAUGUAGAUUCUUGCUUGCAGCUUGGAAAUAAAAAUUACAUAUUUCAGAAA